ACUCUAAAACCAUUUCUGCUUUUAUCGGUUCAUUGUUACUUCUCGUUACAUUUCAGAUACAGAAUGGCAUCCCAAGGCUGUAUUGGUCUCAUCAAAUAUUUCCUAUUCCUUUUCAAUCUACUUUUUUCUUGUGUGGGCGCCCUCCUGCUGUCACUUGGGAUAUGGAUAGUCCUUGCUGAGACAAGCUUCUUCAUGCCUGCCCCUCCCUAUAUGUCUUUUUCUGUGUUCUCCUAUUUCCUGGUCAUUGGUGGAAGUGCUACGAUGUCGUUGGGCUUCAUUGGGUGUCUGGGUGCAUUGAAGGAGGUGAAAUGCAUGUUAGGAAUGUAUUUCUUCCUGCUCUCCAUCCUUCUUGCUGCUCAGAUUGUGGGAGCGGUUCUGCUCUUCACUCAGAGGACUUCAUUUGAAAGCAAAGUCGAAGAGCAUGUUCUUCAUCUCAUUGCAUCAUUUGGCAAGAAUGAAUCCAACUAUCUGAAUUUGGAAAAGACUCUGGACUACGUUCAGCAGGAGAUUCAUUGUUGUGGAUGGACAGGACCAAACAUCUGGGUGAAGGCACCCUGCUCCUGUUACCACCCCAUCAAUAACACCCAGAAUGACUCAAAUUCUUAUGAAAUGUGUGACUGCAAUGACAUCCGGUCUUUUUCAAAUUACACAAUGUGUGACAUCUAUCAAAACGGGUGCAGAGAGAGUAUUAGAGAGUGGUUGGACGAGAAUAUGCUCAUUAUUUUUGCCGUGCUACUUGCUGUGAUGACGGUGGAGCUAUGUGGUAUGACCCUUUCGAUGUGUCUGUAUAGAUGGACCAGCCUGGAUUACCGCAUGCUGAUGCAAUACUCAUAAAGUAGGACAGAGUGCUGCAUAAACAUCUAUGAAGAAUAUAAUUGUUUUUCCUAUGUUUAUAAAGCGAAAGAAAAAAUACGUAGUUGUAUUAUUCAUUGUUAAAAUUUGAGUAUACUUAUUAAUUGAUUGCUUUGAUAUAACUCAUUCAUUCUUGCUCAUUUCUUCAUAACUUUCUUUUUUUUAUUGAUACAUUAAAUUGCUGUGUCUACUACUACUAUUUCAUAACCAUAAGUGCUUCAAGACAAGCAAGUACACACAUUUACUUCAGUAAAUGUCCUUUUCUAGUUUAUAGCUAAAUUCAUCACAGAUUGUAGAUACUUCAAAUCAUGCACCAGUGGUAGUAGUAUUGACAGCAGUAGUGAUGGUAGAAGUAGUAACUGUUUUAAUAGGGUUUUCAUAGGCUAUGUGUUAGCUAUAGUGACCUAUUUUGGGGUGGUUUGUAAGUGUGGAGUUAUAGAGGGCUAGUAUAGUAGGCUUGAGUGAGUACUAUAUCAUCAUAAGCCAUACAAUGUUUUUUAAUCUCUCAAAAUGUUUUAUUUGGAACAUUCUGAAUGUUUGUGGCAGUAAUUUCAGUUUAGAAUGUUGAAGAUUGCAUUCCGCCAUUAAAAUUUAUGGGAUAC
Messenger RNA from Salmo salar (Atlantic salmon), 1454 nucleotides. It is a transcript of the gene cd37, whose product is annotated as CD37 molecule. The record is from RefSeq and is marked provisional. Gene Ontology annotation, cellular component: plasma membrane. Lineage: Eukaryota; Metazoa; Chordata; Actinopteri; Salmoniformes; Salmonidae.